AUGGAAGCUCGGCUCAGCACGUACAAAACGGGACACGGGCCUGAAGAGCUCUUCAGCGAGAGCCUGGAGCAGUUCUGGCACACAGACGGAAACCUGCCGCACUACAUUGAAAUAGAAUUCCACGAGAUAAAAAGACUCGCAGAAAUAAAAAUGAACUUGGGGCACACGCAGGACAAGAGCUACAUCCCGAAGGAGAUAGAAAUACGAUGCGGAAAAACAAGAGAUACCAUCGAAGUGCUAAAAACGGUCUUGAUAAGCGACAAAAUGCCCGUAGUGAACAUAUCGAUAAACGAGGACUGCUGCUAUCUCCAAAUAAUCAUCCUCAGCAACCACCAGGAGGGCAGAGACUCCAGAAUAAGAGGGCUUACACUGUCGUUCCAAGACUGA
This is a messenger RNA of Nematocida minor, 387 nucleotides long. RefSeq names its product anaphase-promoting complex subunit 10. The transcript has a single exon. Gene Ontology annotation, cellular component: anaphase-promoting complex. Gene Ontology annotation, biological process: anaphase-promoting complex-dependent catabolic process; protein K11-linked ubiquitination. The record is from RefSeq and is a predicted model, not a curated record. Lineage: Eukaryota; Fungi; Microsporidia. The coding region runs from base 1 to 387 and encodes 128 amino acids.